UAAACAAGACACAUACCGUAAACAAACGCCCUUUCGUCGACGACUUUGACGCAGGGUUUCAUCGACUAUGCACAGGAAUGCAAUUCCUGCGCAUCACCAGCCAAGUGCAGGUUUAAAUUGGAGGGAAAAUCAACUGACAGAACACGAUCGUCGCAUCGAAAAGUAGCUGCUGACGCGUGCCACUGAUAACAAUUUUCUUUCGCAAUUAGUUAACUAGUGAAAACAGUGUUACCAUUAGAUAGUUUUUAUUUCCUCGUAUCAGCUACAUAAUGUCGCAGCCAACGGUCGCGUCUUACUUUAACACUCGCAAACGCGCUGCGCAUGAUGCGCUGCUUGGUGCAGGAAAAAAUAAGGUACUGAUACUGGAAAACUCUAUUGCGCAUACGAAUGGAAACUUGACGAACAGUUCGCUGAACUCGGAUCACGAAGAGCUACGCUUCGUACAUGCUAACGAUAAUAACUUUACUUUGAAGAACAUUGAAACCGCCGGAAAAGACAAUGGUGGCGGCACCAGAGCAAACCCUGACCCGACGGAGAUGGAACGCCGUGUUACGAGAGCAUCAAGGGCUAUCAAAAGGAUUGGUCCGGUUGAUUUGGACGAGAAAACCAAAGCCCUUCUAUCAUCAGCCCAACCGAAGCUGGUGUCUUUCAUCAAGAAGGGUAACUUGUCACCGCAGAAACGCGUUCAUACGGCUAGUCCCUCAAAACAACCCGUUGUGCCAGAAAAGAAGCUAGCAUCUCCUAAAAAGAUCGAUAACGGUGGUGUUGCUGGUAGCGCUCCUGCUUCGGUUGAGUUUUCUCCCAGAAACAGCUUAAACAAUGUGGCUAAGGCACCAACGAAGGCUACCGUUACACGAACGCUUCAAUUGGGAAAAGACAAGGAUUCCAUGUCGCUGGCAGAUAUUCGUAACAAGCUGCUUCAACAUCCUCGUCUGCCGGAGCUUAAAACGAAGCUAAACAACAUACAGAGCGGCCUGGAUAGAGUGGACCGUCUGCGGAAGGAGCGUCUGGAAGGAAAGAAGCCCGCCGUCUCGCCGAUUGUGGCUGCCAAAAAUCUACAACAAUUUUCAACUCUUGACGUGGAGGUGAUGGUAAGCCCAAAGAAAACUAUUAUCUCUCCUUCGAAGUUGCUUCGCACACCGACUAAAGAUGCAUCCAACUCUCUGUCACCAUCGAAGAAUGUGACACCCAAGCGUAUAUCGGCUCUUAUGAGUCCGAUAAAAGAUCCUUCGAUUGGUACACCUAUUACGGCUAGUCCAAAAAAGUUGCCAGCAUAUCAGCGUUUCCACAAUCUGGUCGAAUCGGGCACUCCUACGUUGCACUUGCCAUUCAAGUACCGAUCCCUGUUGGAGCUGUUCAAGUGCACCGACACGGUCUGUUCCAUGUUUCACAACCGUAAGGAGCAGAUCACUUUCAAGAAGCUCAAACCAGCCGUUCAGCGGAUGGCACGGAAGAACUUUUUCGAAUCACACCUGGCGCAAAUACAAUUCCUCUUCCCGAAAGCGUUUAGCCUGAGCCAGGAAAUGACAAAGAACUACGGUUCGGCUACAAAACACGAAACGUACCAGCUGGUAAUAAGGCCCAACAUAGAGGAGGAUGUAGAACAAGCGAAGAAAUCCCAGGAAACCGAUUUUCUACGUACUAUCCCGAAGCAGUCCGUAAAUCCACAGGCAUUACUCGAACGUUAUCAACACUUUCGCCGUUUGCUGUUAGAAAAAACGAAGGACGCUCAUGAAACGUUUCUGCUAAGUUUAGAUCCACCGUUGAACAUUGAGCGCAACAAGAUCGUUCGCUGGCACGCUGAUUUCGAUCUGGAAGGCUGUCCCGAUAUAGAGAAAGCGGAACUACCGCAGCCACCAAAUGUGGAGAAGUUCUCCUCAGCCAAGGACGUGCUUUCGACGGCAAGAAACCUUUUCAGUUGUGGUACUGCAAUGGAACGUGCGCUAGCACGCUUGGAGCAGAAAAAGAAGCAAGACACGGCGGCAACUGUAACUUCACAAACGCCGCUUACCGCAACGGAGGAUACAAAGCCAGUUGAAGUUAAAGAGGAGAACUCUAGCGACAGCAACGCCACUAGUGUUCCCGCAUCGAUCAGCAAAGAUCCCGCGGAGCAUCUUCUUAGAAACGUUCCAAAAGCACUGCUAGAGAAGAUACGAGCAAAACAAGCAGCUAAAGCACUAGAUCAAAUGACUAGACGACCGUCCCAGGAAAAGGAAGCGAUGAAGUACAGCCGUUUACCGGAGAUUGCUCGACAUUUGCGGAACGUGUUCGUGACCGAGCGAAAGAACGUGCUACCUCUCGAAACACCUGUAGUUAAAAUCGAAAACAGCUACCGUGGUAAACUGACGCUUCAGGAACUGGAAGACCACAUUCGCAUGAUAGCCCAGUUGGUACCGUUUUGGUUAACGUUACCGGAGGUUCGGAAGGUGAAGUAUGCUAAAAUUGCUAAAGACUGCGAUAUGUCCAAAGUUCUGGGUGUGCUGGAGCGAAAGGCAAACGAAGUGGUACAGUAGCAGGUGGUUGGUACCCAAGAUGCCUAAAUGAAAUGACCACCCUACCCAGUUGAAACUAUUUACGGAUAUGAAUAAGGAAGAUUUGGUAUGUUUUUUUUUUGCAG
Messenger RNA from Anopheles funestus (African malaria mosquito), 2617 nucleotides. It is a transcript of the gene dup, whose product is annotated as DNA replication factor Cdt1. Gene Ontology annotation, cellular component: nucleus. The coding region runs from base 270 to 2513 and encodes 747 amino acids. Gene Ontology annotation, biological process: regulation of DNA-templated DNA replication initiation; mitotic cell cycle; DNA replication checkpoint signaling. The transcript is spliced from 2 exons. The record is from RefSeq and is a predicted model, not a curated record. Lineage: Eukaryota; Metazoa; Arthropoda; Insecta; Diptera; Culicidae. Gene Ontology annotation, molecular function: DNA binding; DNA polymerase binding.